GCUGCUGCUUGCAGCGUGCGCGCUCCGGUUGGGCUCGAUCCCGCCUCCGCUGAGGUGGCUGAGGGGAGCUGGAGGAGGAGGAGGCGGCUGCCGCUGCUGUUGGAGGAUGGGGGAGGCGGUCGUGUCUGCGACGCUGGUGGGCCUCUCGCUGGUCCUCGGCGCCGUCGUUUUGUGGGGGCUGCUGUUCUUUCUGACGCGGUGGACGAAGGCCGCGCCGAGCAAGGAGGACGUGGCAAAACUGAGCGGGACGCCCGAGGAUCAAAAUGUAAAUGGUGAUGCAGCCAGCAAAACAGGCCUGAAAAAGCCCAAACAACAACGAAUUCGAAAAGAGAAGCCCCAACAGCAUACUUUCACACACCCACUUCUGGCUUCAGCCCUCAAGGGGCACAGUGGAAAUGUCACUUGCCUGGACUUUAGCAAUAAUGGGAAGUAUUUGGCAUCCUGUUCUGAUGACCGUACAGUGCGUAUAUGGAGUACCAAAGACAUUUUGGAGAGAGAGCAUCGCUGCAUGCGGGUUAAUGUGGAACUGGACCAUGCUACCCUGGUCCGCUUCUUCCCGGACUCCAGAGCUUUCAUUGUUUGGUUGGCAUAUGGAGACACCCUCAGAGUUUUUAAAAUGAUAAAGAAAGAGGAUGGCACUUUUACAUACAUUGCAAUCCCAGAAGAAUUUCCAAAGCAGCACAAGGCUCCUAUUAUCAAUAUUGGGGUUGCUGAUACAGGGAAGUAUAUCAUGAGUGCCUCCAGUGAUACCACCAUCCUGAUCUGGGACAUGAAGGGGGAAAUUCUGGAUAGCAUCAAUACCAACCAGAUGAACAACACCUUUGCAACUGUGUCACCAUGUGGGAGGUUUGUUGGUUCAUGUGGAUUCACUCCUGAUGUAAAGGUGUGGGAAGUGUGUUUCAACAAGAGUGGAGAUUUCCGGGAAGUGAUCAGAGCCUUUGAACUGAAGGGGCAUAAAGCUGGCGUGUAUUCCUUCGCUUUUUCCAAUGACUCUCGGCGGAUGGCAACAGUUUCAAAGGAUGGCACUUGGAAGUUCUGGGACACAGAUGUUGAAUACAAGAAGCAACAGGAUCCUUACCUAUUGCUGACAGGCAGUUGCAAGGUAACAGAGCCCUGCCGCAUUGCUCUGGCUCCUGAUGCGCGGGCAGUGGCCAUUUCUAGCAGCACCAGCAUUUUUGUUUAUAACACCCAACGAGGAGAGGAGGAAGAGUGCUUUGAAGGUGCUCAUGGAGAGCACAUAACAGACUUAGCCUUUGACGUGAACAGUCGCUUCCUGAUUUCCUGUGGGGACCGAGCUAUCCGUGUCUUCCACAACACAACUGGGUAUAGGGCUGUGGUGGAAGAAAUGAAGACGCUGCUGAAAAAGGCCUCUAAUGAGUCUACUAAGCAGAGACUGCAGCAACAAAUAACAGAUGCACAGAGUGCGUUGGAUAGUAUCUAUGGCAAGAAGAAGUGAAUUGCUCCAAGAAGCAUGUUUUCUGUGCAAAUUUGGGGCUAGUUUUUUUUAAAAAAAUAUGCAGAAUGAGAACUAAUAAAACAAUUUUUGCACA
Messenger RNA from Thamnophis elegans (Western terrestrial garter snake), 1550 nucleotides. It is a transcript of the gene TBL2, whose product is annotated as transducin beta like 2. The transcript is spliced from 7 exons. The record is from RefSeq and is a predicted model, not a curated record. NCBI's taxonomy places the organism in Eukaryota, Metazoa, Chordata, Lepidosauria, Squamata, Natricidae. The coding region runs from base 107 to 1456 and encodes 449 amino acids. Gene Ontology annotation, cellular component: endoplasmic reticulum. Gene Ontology annotation, biological process: endoplasmic reticulum unfolded protein response. Gene Ontology annotation, molecular function: protein binding.